CUCAACGGCACAAGUCGUAAUAGUCAGAACUCGGCUAUCAACAACUCAGGGUCUUCAGAGUAUGGCACACAAACAAAUUUCGACCGGAUAUAUGGUACAAGUCUGCUGAGAACUAACCCAAAAUGCAGUACACACGAAACCCACACAAGGACACAACUAGCAUCAAACAAUAGGUGGAAUAAUAAGCCAUGGUCAUCACAAGGAUCCAAUCAUUUUUUAUCCCCCGCGUCCCUGUCAGCGUUGAAAAAACAGCUGGUAGGGAUGUUGACACUCCUAAACCACUAGAGCUGGCUCCCUCCUUGCAUGAAAACAGGAACGGUCUAGUGCACACGUAUCCAUUAGGCACACUUGACACCUGCACAAAUAUAGGUCAAAUAAAGAACCCUACCCACUUCUGUAACCUAACUAAAAAUAAAAGUUCCUUAGUCUAUAGCAAAUCCAGUAUUCCAACUCCUAAUUCUUCACCGAAAACAGCACACAACAACUCGAUAGACAUAGGUGAGCAUGAUGCUGAAGCUCCUCGUAACACAGGAUCGUCAUGUCAAGGAGGGAGGGCGGCGCUAGCUGAUCAGUAGAUAUGGUGGUGGUCACUGAGGUGAAUCACCCCAUUCUGCAGGAACAGCAAUAUGCAAUUUGAAGGCUCGAGAUAUUUCUGAUUUUUAUGAGGGCUUAGAUCUUUAUCUUCAAAAAGAUAAUAAUGAACGCCUAGACGGAUCAUGCUUCUACCUGUAAAUAUAUACCAUUCACUCAGCCUAUUGUUGAGAAGUGACCACGUGGGCUCUGCACAGAUUCAUG
Messenger RNA from Trichobilharzia regenti, 795 nucleotides. NCBI's taxonomy places the organism in Eukaryota, Metazoa, Platyhelminthes, Trematoda, Strigeidida, Schistosomatidae. The record is from the annotation of a GenBank genome assembly.